AUGAAUCUUAUUGAGAAGGUUGGGUUAUCAAAAACUAUUUCGAAUGUGGGCCCGUUUUAUCCUCAGCUUAUUAGAGAAUUCAUAGUUAACUUGCCAGCUGAUUUUAAUGAUCCAAGUAGCCCAGAUUAUCAGAUUGUUCAUAUUAGGGGUCUUAAAUUUACAAUUUCUUCUACUGUGAUAAAUGACUUUCUGGGGAAUGCUGUUUCAAAUAACUUUUCUCCAUCAUCUCCAUCAACUGAUGUUUUGGCUUCUGUAUUAUCUGGAUGGACAUUAUCUUCUUGGCCUGCUAAUGGUAUACCUGCUGGUGCUCUAAGCGUCAAGUAUGUCAUUCUGCAUAAGAUUGGUAUUGCAAAUUGGUUUCCUUCAUCCCAUGCAUCUCGCAUUUCUGUUGCGUUAAGGACAUUCUUGUAUCGCAUCUGCAAUGACGACAGGCUUCCAAUUGCUCUAUCAAGGUUCUUUUCUGGUUUACUGCUACACUUAAAUGUUGUUGUAUUAACCACCUCGGAUGCACCUGAUCCUGAUCCUAAGACCUUAUCACUAAACUACAGACUCUUUCAGGGCAGUCAUGUGCCCGAUAUAGAUAAUGAUGUGCAUCCUUCUCGAGGGCCUCGAUUGUUUGAUAUGACGGACUGGGAUGAAGCUACUGAUGGGUUCUUUGUUGAUAGGGAGUUGGAUUCCAAAAUUCUUAAUUCCCUUACAGCCGAGUCUCGUUUGCUAUCUACUGCCAUUAGUCUGCUGUUUGAACGUCGUUUGGAAAUUGAUUCUCUUAUUCGUCAUCUGAAGGCUUUUGCUCCAUUAUCAAGUCGAGGGGACCCUAGUUCUGAUUGA
Cucumis melo (muskmelon) is the source of this 828-nucleotide messenger RNA. RefSeq lists its product as uncharacterized. Lineage: Eukaryota; Viridiplantae; Streptophyta; Magnoliopsida; Cucurbitales; Cucurbitaceae. The transcript is spliced from 2 exons. The coding region runs from base 1 to 828 and encodes 275 amino acids. The record is from RefSeq and is a predicted model, not a curated record.